This is a messenger RNA of Exophiala dermatitidis NIH/UT8656, 1470 nucleotides long. RefSeq lists its product as uncharacterized. Bases 1 to 1470 code for a protein of 489 amino acids. The record is from RefSeq and is a predicted model, not a curated record. Gene Ontology annotation, molecular function: chromatin binding; protein heterodimerization activity. Gene Ontology annotation, cellular component: FANCM-MHF complex; Fanconi anaemia nuclear complex. Gene Ontology annotation, biological process: replication fork processing; resolution of meiotic recombination intermediates. The transcript has a single exon. Lineage: Eukaryota; Fungi; Ascomycota; Eurotiomycetes; Chaetothyriales; Herpotrichiellaceae.
AUGAACGCUCAAACACCCACCCAAUACGCGCCGUCGACGCCGCACGCGAUCCGGGCCCUGCAGCAGCGCAGCGGUGCCAACAAGACCCGCUCGGCGCGCAGACCCAGGGCUCUCAGCGACACGGUACGACCGGACUCGGCGAGGGGGAUUCUACGACAACUUGCGAAAAUCACCGCGCCGUUGACCAGGAGGACCAUCACUACCCCAGCGAACGGACGUGGGAAGGAGAAUGAGAUACCGCAGAAUGCAAUCUUGGAAGAGAAGGACAAUGACCAUGUCAAAAGACCACGGUUGACUUUGAACAUAGACGACGACAGCAGCAUCGAUGACGUGGAGCCACCUGUGCUCAACGAGCAAGAGGAGGAGGAUGAUAGUGAAUUGCCAGUGGCCCCGACACCGUCUAUAUUGCCGGACGGAGACGAUGGUGGGCCGCCAAUACGAGGAAAAGAUAGGGAUGCGACUAUCACGUUCGACUCUAUUGAUUUCACGAGAGAAGCAAGAGAGGGGGCGAGCUUCAUUCGUGAUGGCCGUUUAUCUAGGGUUUCUGGUGUGACUGGAGACAACGAGGAACCAACCAUACUGGUAGAGAUGGGACGAAGAGCCAUCAGCGAGGAACCGACGGGACGGCUGUCACGCUACAGUUUUGGAAGUAUCAGGAUGAGUGAUUUCGGGUCCGAACUCGAGAUUAGAAGAGAGUCUGAGGUCAAGACUUCUAGAUCGCAGCAUGAUCAGAGUGGAUAUGGGCUUGAUUAUGACGACCACGACCCUCUUGAUGUCGGUGGAGAGACGGAGCAUUUGGGAAACCUUGGACAGCCGUCACCACCAUUGCCUCCGCCUGACGAGAGUACUAUGAACAUAGCACCACUUGAGGAGAGCUUUCAAUUAGAUGUCUCGGGGGAAGAAGCAGUGUCCAGCAAUGCGCGAGUCGCCUCUGCAGGGACUCUCCUUGAGGGCGUAUCAGAACUGAAAGAUCCUCAGCAUGUCUUGCAAGAAUCCCCCUCAGCCGCAUCUCCUGGCUCGGAAGAGCCAACUGGUCAGGACUCGAUGGUCGAUAUGGACGGCGCCACGGACGAAGCUGUGCCUCCGACUCUGUCUCGUCCGCGCCGGAAGAAGCUGAAAAUGACCCGCCACGGUGAAAUGGUGCCCUCUUUACCCACUAGCCUAAUCAAGCGGGUCGCCAUUGACGCCAGUUCCAGACUCGGCAUUCGUAAACCCAGACUUGGACGAGAACAUAUGCAAGCCCUGGAACAAGCCACAGAGUGGUUCUUCGAGCAAGUUGGGGAUGAUCUCGCCGCAUAUUCCGACCACGCUCGAAGAAGGAAGCGGGUCGAUCGAAGCGACGCCCUGAUGCUUAUGCGUCGACAGCGGGUACUACAAGGGGAUGGAGAGCUGCGGAAAGCUGUCCGAGAACUGCUGCCUAAGGAAGCUGCGGCUGAGCUCGAGGAGAUGAUGAGAGGAGAUGAUGAGUGA